Molecule: messenger RNA, 576 nt
Organism: Epinephelus moara (kelp grouper)
Lineage: Eukaryota; Metazoa; Chordata; Actinopteri; Perciformes; Serranidae
Product: THAP domain-containing protein 6-like
Exons: 4
Coding region: 1-576 (191 amino acids)
Source: RefSeq, a predicted model, not a curated record
AUGCCGGUAUUUUGUGCCUACGGUUGUAAUAACCGGCACACCAUUGACACCAGAUUGCGGGGAAUUACCUUUCACAAAUUUCCCAAAGAUGAAAACUUGAGGAGGCAGUGGGAAGUUGUGUUGAGAAGGGAAGGGUUUACUGCCACAGAGUCAUCCAAGCUCUGCAGUGAGCACUUCAAGCCGGAUGAAUUUGACAGGACGGGUCGGAUUGUCCGGCUUAGAGAUGGUGCUAUACCAUCUGUGUUCAACUUUCCGUCUUAUCUCCAAAGACCAGUAGCAACCAGGACCACAAAAGCUUCAAGGAAAGCUGAAGAGAGCCUACAAGUGGACCUUCCUCAGCAUUUCCUUGAAAGUGAACCUCAGCCCAACACCAACUACACGUAUACAUUGCCUGAUUCUCCCACUCAUCUAAAGGCCAGACUCAGUGAAGCUUUGGCUAAAGUGGAGAGUCUGGAGCGGGAGAAGCAGAAUGCCAAGAAAAGAGAAUGGAGGGCAAAGAAAACAGUCAAGAGUCUUAUGCCAAGAAAAGAGAAUGGAGGGCAAAGAAAACAGUCAAGAGUCUUCCGGAGGAUCUGA